Pelmatolapia mariae (spotted tilapia) is the source of this 4903-nucleotide messenger RNA. RefSeq names its product transmembrane protein 170B (gene tmem170b). Bases 465 to 926 code for a protein of 153 amino acids. Gene Ontology annotation, cellular component: plasma membrane. The transcript has 3 exons. The record is from RefSeq and is a predicted model, not a curated record. Gene Ontology annotation, biological process: negative regulation of canonical Wnt signaling pathway. Lineage: Eukaryota; Metazoa; Chordata; Actinopteri; Cichliformes; Cichlidae.
UUAUUAAUAUCCUAAUAUUAGUCACAGUGCGUCGUAAUUACGUUACAGCGUCCCCCCCGUAGCUAUAUCCGAGCCGCCAUCGCCACUACGCACGCUUUCUGCGCACACGCCACCGUGCUGUCCUUUGUUCCUCAUUCAUAAAGCGGCUUCACGAGCACGGGGAUGUGUCACCGUGAACCCCUCGCACGAAAAGGACCGCUGGCCCUUUAAGGGUUAUGUAGCAGGGCUAGCUGAUGUAGGACGAGCCGACCGUGCGUUUCUCUGCUCGAGCUCCCGCUGCCAUCCUCGUCAUGGCCUCCGUACACCCGCCACCGACACCACCACCGAGGAUGAACCGACCAGCCAUCGACCCUUCCCUUCCCGGAGCGGAGACGGACGUCAAGCCGAAGCAGAGGCACCGGUAGAGGCGAGCCGCGCCGGGGAGAGCCGCCUCACAUCCAAAUGCCACCCCGGUUUCCUCAUCCAUGCCUUCGUUUAAAGCCAAGUACAGCUAUACGAUAAAGAGGGGUGCGAACCCGGGCGGCGGCGGAAACAUGACAACGGACAAGGAUUAUUCUCUUAAUCUGUCGGUGCAGCAAGUGCUGAGCCUUUGGGUGCAAGGCUCGGCGCUGCACCACUUCACAGAGAUGUGGUACUGGGUCUUCCUGUGGUGUCUCUUCUCCUCGCUCUUCGUCCACGGGGCGGUGGGGCUGCUCAUGUUAGUCAUGCUGCAGCGCCACAAGCGGGGACGCCUCAUCACCCUGGUGCUGGUCAGCGUGGGUUUCCUGGCCUCGCUCUCCGGAGGCGUCAUCACUAGCGCGGCCGUGGCGGGCGUUUACCGCGUGGCGGGGAAAGGCAUGGCACCGCUGGAGGCGCUGGUGCUCGGCGUGGGCCAGACCACCCUCUCCGUCGUCAUAUCCUUCUCGCGGGUCCUGGCCACGCUGUGAAGAAAACCCACGACGGGGUGAAAGGGAGACACCGACACGGGAGCAGAGCGGGCAAACCGAGCCGGGCAGAGACUUUAGGCCUGCUUUUAUGGAAGGAGAUGAGGCACAAGUCCUCUGGACCUUUGAGGGCCGGAUCCAGGGCAGAACGCCCCCCCAGCGUCUCUGCACUGUGCAGGAAGGUCGUCAUCGUGUCAGAGAGCAGCGCCGGGCGGAGGCUCGGCCUCAGCUUCUGGACCUGAAAGCCAUGUUUCUGAGUUUCCAGAGUUACGCCACUUCUUCGUGCCAAAGCCUUCUCUGUGAAAACAGCAAGCCUUGGUGGCCGACUGACUCUCAAAGGCUUUCUGUUGAACUUUUGAGGGAGGAGGAAAAAAAAUCUAUUUUUUAAACAGCGACCUGUAAUCGUGAGCUGAUGAUCUCCUUUGGCGAUCGGAACAAAAGAACAGCAGUAAAACACCUUCAUCAGUAUUAAACCGCCGCCGCGCCUCUAGGCCUGCAUACAGCUUUUCACUCCUUCUCCUGAGAUGGCUCAAAAGCCGCAGCGUCCGACUCACGAGCAGGAAGAAGCUUUGAAUUUUUGCACUUUGUAAAUGUUGGCGAAGAGGCAGAGGAAAACCAACAUAUGAUGAUCGAUUUUAAAGCGUGCCAACAACAACUCGGAGUGGAGUCAGAGGAGCAGUUUGGGGAGUGUGUUUAUUGGCUUUCUUCCACAGACAGAGAGAGAGGAUGAGAUCGAUGUCACUCUGAUGUCUUUACUGUAAACAAGGGUGGAGCCGGGAGACAGUAAAGUUAUCUACCUGCAUCUGAUUUAUCUCUAUUAAACAACAUAACAUUUUAAUGAUGUUGGUCGAGUUGCAGGAAUUUGCUGUAAUAAUAAAAAUAUUUUCAUUCGAAAAGUUGGAAAAGAACCAGAUUAGAGAAAAGAAACGGAAAUUUGACCAUCCAGUAUUUCCUGUGUGUGUGAGGCAAAAGUAGGUGUACCUGUGCUGUCAGUAUGCAGGUUUUACGCCCAUGAGCAGCAGUAAAGGCAGCUAAGUGUUCCUGUAAUCAUCGAUCAGUCCUGCGCAUCGACUCGGAGGAGUUUUUAGCCCAUUCCUCCAUAUAGCAGCGUUCAGACUCUGAGAUUGCGGCGCGUUUCCUCGUGUGAACGCCUCGCUUCAGGUCUUACUUCGGUCAGGGAUUUUACUUUCAACACAUGACCUUUAUUCUUCUUUGAUCCUUCUUUGAGGUUCAGGUCACGCACGCCUUCCUGCUGAGAGGCAGCGGGCCAGGCUCAAACCUUGGCACCCCUCUUACAUUUUAUCCUCUAACGCAGGGGUGCCCAAUCCUGGUCCUCGAGAGCUACCGUCCUGCAGCUUUUAGAUGCAUCCUUGUUCCCACACACCCGAAUCAAAUGAAUGGCUUGUUAUCAGGCCUUUGCCAAACAUGAUGGCAUGCUGACGAGGUAAUCAAACCAUUUGAUUCAGCUGUGUUGGAGUAGGGAUGCAUCUAAAAGCUGCAGGAUAGUAGCUCUCGAGGACUGGGAUUGGGCAGCCCUGCUCUAACGUCCCUCUAACGCAGGGGUAGGGAACUCCAGGCCACGAGAGCCGGUGUCCUGCAGGUUUUAGAUCUCACCCUGGGUCAACACAUCUGAAUCAAAUGAUUAGUUCAUUACCAGGCCUCUAGAGAACUUCAAGACAUUGAGGAGGUCAUUUAGCCACUUAAAUCAGCUGUUUUGGAUCAAGGACGCAUCUAAAACCUGCAGGACACCGGCCCUCGAGGCCUGGAGUUCCCUACCCCUGCUCUAACGUGUUUGAUAGAUCCCCUUUGUUUAGAUAUAAUACACCUGAUUGGCAUCCUGUUGACUGAAAACAUCCUGAGCUUCAUAUUCACAGUACAGACAUCAGAGGGGCAUCAUAAAAAACUUAGCAAGAAGGCAAAUAAACGGUUUGUUGAACAAAACAGGAGGACGGCCCGGAGGAGGCGUCUGUAAUAGGGAGUGAUUUGGUUUGGCUCUUUAUAGAUUAAUUCUUCCUUAUUCAGGGUAAGAGGAGUAAAGGUGUGUCAGCAUUGAAAAGGGUCACUUUGCUGCUUGAGAAUCAGCAUAUUCCCAGAGAAAUCGCUCCGAGUGAGUCUGUGAGUCCUGCAGGUGCAGAUUUUCUGGAGCCCCGGUCCUCCUCGGCUCACCGUAGUGCUGCUUAUGUCUGCACUGCUUCAGUAUAAACUCCCCGUGGAAAGCCAUCCCUCCCUCCCCGGAGAAGGUCACAGAUUCUGCUGCUCUGAUUUAUUUUCUUCUUCUUCUUCUUUUUUUCUAUGCCGACUUUUUUCUUUAUUGUUUUGUUUAUGAACCCAUGCUCCUUAAGUUUAACUUUGCACGUUGCACUGACUUUAAUCUGCCUUGUUUUAGAUCAGUGUGCAUUGACCCGAUGCUAUACACACGCAGACACAGAUUAUGAUGAUGAUGUUUUGAAAAAAAAGGAAAUAAUGUGAAGAAUGUGCUGGAAGUUACUGUAUUUAGACGCCAGACACAGACGGUGCCGAAGAAAGUUCAACUUUGCCCAAAACUUCACCCAGGAGGUCGAAAUGCCAAAGUAUCACUCACAGUCUAGCUUUACUCAUCCCGUUUUCUCAUCUUGCUGACGUCAACAUAAAGAGUUAGUGGUUUUAUGUACUUUUUAGGGACAUUUGCACAUUCAAAAAGAUGCUUGCGCUGUUCAGAUUGUGUGAUUUUUAUUUAUUUUAUUUUUUUGAGGUUUUGUGGCUCUGAAGGUAAAUUAUGUAAUGAUGUAACACAGCUUACCUUCACUACCAGCUCAGCACACAGGAGGGCGAUAUUGCACUGGAAUGAAGUAGCAGCAGGAGCCUGAAUGCCUGUGAGAUGAUUGUGGGGUUUGGAAAUAUUGAACAAAAAAAAAAAAAGGUAAACGAGGAGUCACCUGAAGCCCCUCCCCCUGUUUGUUUUCUCCCUGUAUCACUGGGUUGCUCUGCACGUGGUCUGCACCGCCCGUUUGAAUGUGUAAGCUCAGCUUUCAGGGACCAAUCGUGACUCACCUGCUGUCAUAGCAGUGAAAUCUGUUUCUGCGGGGCACUUUGUGCAUGUUCGUAUGCGGCUCACAGGAGACUGAUGAGCAUCGUUGUCGCCGUGUUCGGUGUCGGUCUGUGCGGUCGUGAUUGUGAGAAGAAUAAAAGGAUUUCCAUGUGUUUUCUUUCAUUGUGCUGGUGGUCAGGGGUGUUUAAAGGGUCGGAAAAGGGGUGUGAGGACCUCCAGUUUUACUGUCUUUACAUAAUGUGAUUUUUUUUUUUAAAUGUGGCGAUUAAAACUGCAAGAAUGGACUCGAUGCUGUCAGAUCUGCACAUCCAGAGCUGUAUAUAGUCGCAGUGUGCUUCGUAAACAAACUAACCGCUGAAUAGCAUUCACACCCCGUGCCAUUACUGGUCAUGACGGGUGUGUGUGUGUGUGUGUGUGUGUGUGUGUGUGUGUGUGUGUGUUUUUCCGCUCCAGGUUCUGUGAUUGAGCCGUGUGACCGUGAGUGUGCGCUGUAAUAUCUAAAGGAGACACCCAGCAACUAAUAAUCCCCUCUAGACUUUUAAAAAAGUAACGCCAUCACGCUGCAGAGAGACACCCAGCUCAAUAAUCCUGUCUCUUUCAAUAGGCUUAUGAUAGAAGCUGCACCCACCGUUCGUACCACCACAGCCACCACCUCAAGUCUGCUGUUGCCCAAAUGCCACAAAUCCCAACCCCGGACACAUACUGUGUACCCGCCGCUGUGGCUGCAUGUGCAACGCAGCUCAGGUAACAUGUGAAUGGACUAACAUGGACAAUCCACCCAGAGACAAAGCUGUACAUAAAACCCAAAGUGGCACUUCUCCUGUAGAUAAUGUACAAUAUCUUCUUUUUUAAUUUUGUACCAGCCAAACUGCUGAUAUUUAUAACUAUUGCCUAUUUAUGUACAAACUGUUCUCCUGUACAUACUCAGCAGGCGGUUGAAAUAAAAAUCUUU